GCGGCCGACGGGGGCCAAGCUUCCUCUGAGGUGGCCGGCGCUGCCGCCGCGCUGUGUAGGUGCUUCGGGGUCUUCCAUCUCGCUGUCGCCCUGCCAUGGAGCUGUGGCAGGUGCCUCUGCUCUUCUCGCGACUGCCCAUGUUCCCAUUCUUCGACCUGGCGCACUAUGUGGCCUCCGUCAUGGCGCUGAAGGAGCAGCGGGGAGCUGUGGAAGUGUCAGUCCGAAGUCCAAUUGCCUGCUGGUUCAGUGCUAUGCUUCAUUGCUUUGGUGGCUCAGUUUUGUCUUCACUGAUGCUUGCAGAACCUCCAGUAGGAUUUCUGGCAAAGGGCACAAGCCUUCUACUGGCAUCUUCAGUCUGGUAUUUUGUGUUUUACUGCCCACAAGACUUGUUCUGUCGGUGCUUUGCUUUUCUGCCUCUUCGGCUUCUGGUUGCAGGAAUGAAAGAAGUGACUAGGACUUGGAAGAUAACAGGUGGCGUUGUGCACGCAGACAGUCACUUCAAAGAUGCCUGGCUUGUCAUGGUAGCUGUGGGCUGGGCCAGAGGAGCUGGUGGUGGCCUAAUUUCCAACUUUGAGCAGCUGGUGAGAGGAGUAUGGAAGCCUGAAACCAAUGAACUACUGAAGAUGUCCUACCCUGUGAAAGUAACUUUGAUAGGAGCAGUUCUUUUCACCCUGCAACACAGCCAGUACUUGCCAAUAGCAAGGCACAACCUCAUGUUUUUAUACACCAUCUUUCUUGUUGUCUCCAAGGUAACAAUGAUGCUGACAAGAUCUGCAGCUUCUCCAUUUGCUCCCCUUGAGGCUGCAUUAGGUCAUAUGUUCUUUGGCUUGCAAAAGACACCAUCCAAAAUGAAGGGUGAAGGUGCUGCAUCGUCCAAUGGCUCUUCAGUCUGUGACCGAUCUUCUGAGCAGCACCAUAACGGUGUUAAGAAAAGACAGACAAAGAAAACAGAAUAAGUGGCUUAAAAUCCUUGAUGGUCAUAACGUUUGAAGAUGUUUGUAUUUCAGAUUAGGCUGGCUGAGAAAUUUGUUUAAAAGAAAUGCAUGUGAGGAGAGGAUAGGGCUGUAUCCUACUGUGUUGGUUUUUUGCCUUUGGAACGUGUUUUGUAAGCUACUGUUCAGAUGUCUAAAUGCACGUGUUAAAACCAACAAAUUUUUAUAGUGAUUAUAAGUUUACUACGUUUUAUAUUGUUGUGGUUUAAACCAAGUCCCCCAACUCCCAGAGAGUUAGGAAGGAAAAUCCAAAGAAUGUA
This is a messenger RNA of Melopsittacus undulatus (budgerigar), 1252 nucleotides long. It is a transcript of the gene TMEM38B, whose product is annotated as transmembrane protein 38B. The coding region runs from base 96 to 956 and encodes 286 amino acids. Gene Ontology annotation, biological process: potassium ion transmembrane transport. NCBI's taxonomy places the organism in Eukaryota, Metazoa, Chordata, Aves, Psittaciformes, Psittaculidae. Gene Ontology annotation, molecular function: potassium channel activity; identical protein binding. The record is from RefSeq and is a predicted model, not a curated record. The transcript is spliced from 6 exons. Gene Ontology annotation, cellular component: membrane.